AUGCUAUCAACCCACCUCCUCUUCCUCGCCACCACCCUCCUCACAUCCCUCUUCCACCCCAUCGCCGCCCAUGUCGCCAAGCGCAGUGGCAGCCUCCAACAAAUCACCGAUUUCGGUGAUAACCCCACAGGUGUAGGCAUGUACAUCUACGUGCCUAACAACCUGGCCUCGAAUCCAGGUAUCGUGGUUGCAAUCCACUACUGCACCGGCACUGGCCCCGGCUACUACAGCAACUCCCCCUACGCCACCCUCUCCGAGCAAUACGGUUUCAUCGUGAUCUACCCGUCCAGCCCGUACUCCGGAGGCUGCUGGGACGUGAGUUCGCAGGCAACGCUGACACAUAACGGAGGUGGAAACAGUAACUCGAUUGCCAACAUGGUCACCUGGACGAUUAGCGAGUACGGGGCGAAUAGCAAGAAAGUGUAUGUGACGGGAUCGAGCUCGGGGGCUAUGAUGACGAACGUAAUGGCAGCAACCUACCCUGAACUCUUCGCCGCCGGCACCGUCUACUCCGGCGUCUCAGCCGGCUGCUUCUACUCGGACACUAACCAAGUGGACGGAUGGAAUUCUACCUGCGCACAAGGAGACGUUAUCACCACCCCGGAACACUGGGCUAGUAUUGCCGAGGCAAUGUAUCCAGGGUACUCGGGAAGCCGGCCAAAGAUGCAGAUCUACCACGGCAGUGUGGAUACGACGCUGUAUCCGCAGAAUUAUUACGAGACGUGCAAGCAAUGGGCUGGAGUGUUUGGGUACGAUUACAGUGCACCGGAGUCGACGGAGGCGAAUACUCCGCAGACGAAUUAUGAGACGACGAUUUGGGGAGAUAAUCUGCAGGGAAUCUUUGCGACGGGCGUGGGUCAUACGGUGCCGAUUCAUGGGGAUAAGGAUAUGGAGUGGUUUGGGUUUGCUUGA
This is a messenger RNA of Aspergillus welwitschiae, 912 nucleotides long. RefSeq names its product putative acetyl xylan esterase (gene axeA). The coding region runs from base 1 to 912 and encodes 303 amino acids. Gene Ontology annotation, cellular component: extracellular region. The transcript has 3 exons. Gene Ontology annotation, molecular function: hydrolase activity. The record is from RefSeq and is a predicted model, not a curated record. Lineage: Eukaryota; Fungi; Ascomycota; Eurotiomycetes; Eurotiales; Aspergillaceae.